Messenger RNA from Colletotrichum siamense, 1230 nucleotides. RefSeq lists its product as uncharacterized. The record is from RefSeq and is a predicted model, not a curated record. The transcript is spliced from 2 exons. Bases 1 to 1230 code for a protein of 409 amino acids. Lineage: Eukaryota; Fungi; Ascomycota; Sordariomycetes; Glomerellales; Glomerellaceae.
AUGGUCGGACCGCGCCCACUCCUCGUGCUUCUAUCUGGCGCCUCUCUAUGGGUGUUGUCCAGCCAUGGGGCGCCUGCGAACGGGAUGCACGUCACCCGAGGCGGGGACAUGCCACCAGCGGAGGUCCAGGUUGCUGGCGGACCUCUUUCCGGGCAUCACACCGCACUUGGGUCUAAGGGCCAAGACGCCAGUGUCCGAUAUCAGGUAGACAGUGUCUCUCCGAGCUCUGAAGCCGCGGCUGAAGACGGGCUUUGGGAAGGCGACGGACUCUCGAGGAGAGCCACGGGCAGGAAGUCCGGAUCCUUCUUCAGCCGUUUCAAGCGCCCCUUUGGUAGGCGGCCCUCCACCAGGCGGCCCUCCACCAGGCGGCCCUCUAGCGGACGGCCCUUUUCCGGACGGCCUUUUACAAGACGCCCCGCGUCAUCCCAAACGGCCGCCGGGGACUCUCGUUCCGGGGGUCUUCCUGCGGAGCAGCCGAUGGCUGACGAGACCGCCCUUGAUGAGACCGCGGCCGACGAGACCGCCGUCGACGGGACCGCCGCCGACGGAAAUGCCGCCGACGGGACUGCUGCCGACGGCUUCACGGGCGAAGAGGGUUCAGGCGUUGAGGGGUCUGCUGGUGAGACGACUGCAGACGGGUCUUCCGUAGACGAGGCCCAAGUCCAGAAGCGAUCCGCCGCCAAAGGCUCUACAAAGAAGGUGUCCGCCAGCGCGACCACUGUCGAUGAGACCUCUACCGGCGCGACAACUGCUGAUGAGACCUCGACCGGCGCGACCACCACCGACGAGACCUCUACCGGCGCGACUACCGCUGAUGAGACCUCUACCGGCGCGACCACCACCGACGAGACCUCUACCGGCGCGACAACUGCUGAUGAGACCUCGACCGGCGCGACCACCACCGACGAGACCUCUACCGGCGCGACUACCGCUGAUGAGACCUCUACCGGCGCGACCACCACCGACGAGACCUCUACCGGCGCGACUACCGCUGAUGAGACCUCUACCGGCGCGACCACCACCGACGAGACCUCUACCGGCGCGACCACUGCUGAUGAGACCUCUACCGGCGCGACCACUGCUGAUGAGACCACCGCUGACGAGACCUCUACCAGUGGGGCAUCUUCCAGAAAGACCUCCGCGAGCAAAACCGCUUCUAAGAAGACCACCUCAAAGAAGACUGCUGCCAAGGAGGCCGCUGCUGACGAUACUGCCGCGGGGUCCGUAUAG